Molecule: messenger RNA, 1356 nt
Organism: Zea mays
Lineage: Eukaryota; Viridiplantae; Streptophyta; Magnoliopsida; Poales; Poaceae
Source: RefSeq
UGGCUAUAUAAUUAUCCAAUUCAUAUAACUGAAAUAAUAAAUUGGCUCACCACGAUCGAAUCGAUUUGAUAACCGCGAGGACGACGAUGGUUCUCAGUUUGGAUAUCCGAUCGAGCUUCUGGCAAUUGCUGCACUGACUUUUCUAACAUUUUUAUCCAACUCCAGGAUCACUCUUCGGGUGACAAAGUCGACGAUGAACCCCAUGGAGUAAACGACGAUGUUGUUGUAUCCACCACAUGGAGACGAACGACGAUAACGCCACAACGGCACGAGCAGAAAGGCUUGGCCAGGGCAGAGUUCGAGUGGGUUGACGGCGAGCCGGAGCAUGAUAGAUCAAGGCUGAGGCCGAGGGCGAGUGACCGGGCCACAAGCAAGCUGCGCGAGCUGAGGGCGCGGCGACUGAACGACGACGGCAAGACAAAGAAAACAGGGCGUACUGUAGACGAACAGGGAGCUGAGUAUUGAGAGGUCCUGGCCGACGGCCAGACCGAGGCGAUGGCGCGACAGCACCACGAACGACGCGAGCUUCGGCCAUCAGCAAGCGCAGUAUCGACGACGAGGAUCCACCGACCGCAAACACCUACACUAUACGCAACGCUGGCCGAUCCAGGGACGCGCAGGAAACGCGGUCGAGCAGUGAACCGGCACGCACGACCAUGGCAAGGGGGAAUCUAGGCGAGCAAAGGAACAUCGAGCAGGACCGAGCGCCGUGGCGAGCUGGAGGUUGAAGAGAGCGAAGGCUAGGCGGCAGAAUCCUCAUUGCUGCGCGCAGGGAAAACAAGGGAGCGGAGGCACGACAGCCAUGGCUCAGCAGAGGGAACGCCGCGAGCUGGAGCUAGAAGAAGGAGCACGGACGGGCGGGGCCUCGGCCGCCGACUGGGAGAAGCAGAGAAAGAAGCUGCUAUGCUGGGCAGAGAGGAGCGGCCGGCGCGCCAUGGGAUCAAGGGAAAAGCACUACGGCGAGCUUGAGAGAGAGAAGCAGAAAGUGAGCGCCGCCAAGAGAAGGGCACGCGCGCCAUCAGAGAUCCGGCCGGGUGCUGGACGCCGGCAGGGGAGGAGCUUGGACUGGGCGCGGCAGGGGCGAGCUCCAUGGCACAGACAAGAUCCAAGCAGAGGCCGGACUUGGGCAGCUGUUGGACGAGCGGACAGGGAGCGCCGUGAGCAGAGAAACGCGCAGGGAGGGAGAAGCUUGGAGGAGCGUCGCUGGGUAGGGAGCGCGCGCACAGAGCAGGAAGAGCCGUGCGACCCGGUGCUGGAGCUUGGAGGUUGGAGAAGAUGAAGUCCGUGCUCAAGAUAAGGCUGGGCGUCGGCUCUCAUGGAGAGGAUGAGGACGGCUGAAAAAAGAUCAAGGGAAAG